Molecule: messenger RNA, 1433 nt
Organism: Nymphalis io (European peacock)
Lineage: Eukaryota; Metazoa; Arthropoda; Insecta; Lepidoptera; Nymphalidae
Exons: 6
Coding region: 799-1314 (171 amino acids)
Biological process (GO): sensory perception of taste
Cellular component (GO): membrane
Source: RefSeq, a predicted model, not a curated record
UAUUCAAGAUUGCCUUGCAACGAUUUAUUGCCUUUCAACUAAACUUUGGCAUAGAGACAUACCAAUUUCAAAUGUUAUAUAAGUUAUCUGUUGUGUUAAAAGUUUUUAGAUAUUCGAUUUACUAAAAGAACACAUAUGUUCUGUAUUAUAUAAGUAACAGCCUGACUACUGAGUCAUGUCAGCACCUUAUUAUAUACCUUGUUUGUGUUGUAGACAAGGUAUUGUUUCGAAGUAUUUAUCCCUAUUUCUAGACAUAUCCUUAAUUCCUAAACCUAACCUUUAACCUUUAUAACCUUCCUUGUCUUAUUCCUAGCAUUUUUCGGAUUUUUUACAAUUUUAUUAUAUUAGUAGUAUCAUCAAAUUCAUUUACUUGGAUCAUUAUAAUAACCUAUACAUAUAUGUUAUUUAUACAUUUAGACAUAAACUCCCAGUUUUCGUCCGCAGCUUCGGCACGACGUGACAGGUAAAUUACGUAUCCUAUGUCCUUCUCUUUACCCCAAGAAACUUGUAUGCAUAAUUUCAUGAUGUUCGGUUAAAUAGUUUAGACAUCAAAACGCAACAAACAAACUAAGAAACUCACUUUCGUAUUUACAAUAAUAAUAAAGAUAAUGUCUACAUAGUCGGAGAUAAAAUGGAAGUGGCAAGUAUAUUUCAAGCAAACUUUCAUUAUAUGUUCUUGAUAGCAUCCCAAAAAUGUUAUAUUGACUGUGGUUUUGGAACCUGGUCUUGGGAGUUACGGCCAGUCAUACGACGCAGUUAAAAUUCGUCCUGAUACCGGAAUGUACUUGAAAGCCGAUUAUGUUUAUAGCAUUCCGGGAGGGUGUGAGCGGAACCAAUAACAAUCUCGCAAAUCGAACGCACGUAUGUCGGAGAGGCACGGCGCUCCCUGGUAACAGGUAUAUGAUGUUAAUACUUAUCGUCAUAACUUUAAUUAUUGCAUUAGAUUUGGCUUUUAACAUCGCAAAGAGCAUUAUUGUCGGUAAAUACACGUUUUCAUAUUUCUCGGUGAAUCUCUCGUUUUCACUGAUUGAACUGUUGCCGUUAUUAGUUCCUUGCAUUUAUGCUGAACAAGUCUGUGGCGAAGUGCGGAUUCUCAAAGAUCUUCUUUCUAGCAGACUAUAUGAGAAUACGUUAGACAAAUCAAGCCGUAGUUCUGCUCGUUCGCUGCUAACUCUGAUAGAAACUCGCAAUCUGACAUUUUCUCUCUUUCACAUGUUUGAUAUUGACAUCGCGCUACCCUUCAAGCUUCUGGGAUUACUGCUUACAUAUUUGAUUAUAAUGCUGCAGUUCGACAAAGUCAUUAAUCCGAACUGAUCGACUAAUGUAUUCAAUCAUAUAUAUUAUAGUUUUAUUGAGUAAAUAAAAAUGUAUUAUAACAUUAAACGUUGAUUAUUCAUACGCCAAUUAAUUUUUAUUAGACGAAUAAAAUAUAC